Molecule: messenger RNA, 3932 nt
Organism: Nicrophorus vespilloides
Lineage: Eukaryota; Metazoa; Arthropoda; Insecta; Coleoptera; Silphidae
Gene: hwt
Exons: 7
Coding region: 64-3027 (987 amino acids)
Molecular function (GO): phosphotyrosine residue binding
Source: RefSeq, a predicted model, not a curated record
AUCGCUCGACUAUCUGGUCUCUCGGAGCAGUGAAGGUGCAGCCACGCACCGAGCCACGGCGAUAUGGACAAGGUCCUGAAACGUGUUGGUCUAUCGAAAAGGACGAUCGCCGACGGUUCCGCACCGAAGGACAAUGAUGACCCCGCGAAGGGACGUCGCCGACGCCGCAGCAAGUCCCGCCGCAGGGCCACCCACAAACCCAUCAGCACCACCACCACCGUCGCCGUAGCCGCCUCCAGUAAAAAGACACGCGGCUUGUUUAAUAUUGAUUGGGAUUCGGUUAGGGAUUGCAAAUCGUGCAAAUCUCGGGCAUUAACCAAACGCUUUUGUAACAAGAAGUGUGACAACGAGCUGUACCGCUCCAACAGCUUCAAAUUUGAACGGUUUGUCCGCGGAGGCGAUGAAGUAUCGACCCUCGAAAAAAAGAUCUCCGUGUGCGACGAGUACAGUCUACCUGUGGACCACCUGAGCAAGAAAAGACCAAAUAGCAUUGCCGUACCCAGUUUAUCUGACUGGAACGUCUCGAGUCCGAAUGAAGAGAAGGUAUUGGAGUAUCGCAGCGAAGCCGAUCUAAAUGUCGAGAUCUUAGAGACGUACUCGACGCCAAGGGAUUCCAGGCAGCAAUUCAGUGAGGAGGAGGCAGACCAAAAAUGCCUCACCAGUCCGGACCGCGAAUAUUCGCAGCCGUACACCACAGAUGGAUCCUCGGAACCGUCAUCCGAUGAGGAGUUUUUCAGGCAUCAGGUUACUGUCUCUCAAACUCCACUAGAGCUGAACUCCCCUGAUAGCAUAGCCGAAGCGAUAUUGCCAUUGGUGAACGUACAGUCGCCCAUCCGUGCCGAUAUAAAACGUCACCCUUCGCCCUAUUAUUAUUCCGAUUUAUAUAAGCCGCGGGCGUCGCUGGAAUCGCCCUCCAAACCGACCACCUCGAAAUAUUGCGAGAACGUCAGGUCCGAGCAUAAUCCCGGAAAGCCGACGUUCGAUCGGCAGGGGAGCGAAGAGCGGAAGAAAUCGAAUCAGAAAUCGUGGAGUAGCUAUCACAAGAAAUACAGGAAAAGCUUGGAUAGCCAGUCGGAAAAAUCGAACAGGCCGAGAGGCAAGUACCAAUUAGCACAUGACAGAUACAGGAAAAGCGAUGCCGGCAUCAUUCAGGAGCAGGCCGAUCGAUUAAACAUCGAGUCCCCAUGCGCUUGUGUGGAUGGCGACGAUGCCUUAGAAGACGAGAUGAGUCGCCAGAGGCAUGUUUACGAGACCGCUUUCGACUGUCGGAUCAGCAAGUCCGACGACGAUUUGGAUGAGAUAGAAAAGGUGACCAACCACCCGGUGCUGGUCGAAUUCGGAAGCGCAAGAGAUCAUGAAAGUCGGAGGAAGGUCGCCUCGCAGUACUCUUCUAAAUCCAACAUAGAGGACGUUCCCGUCCUCACCGCGCUAGCCCAAAAGUUGGAAACAAUGCAUUUGCCUACAGAAGGGGCUUCUCUGCCACUUCGCGGUUACACCCCAUCCCCUCCGUCCACGGCCCCGCUGCCAACAAAAUUCCACGGCAAAGAAUCCAUCAUGAACAGCAUUCGUAGUGCACCCAAUCUCCCCUCGCAUUCCAAGGCCCGCUUGAAGAAUUUACACCUACCCAUUAAGUCAUUACGCGGCUGCUCGCCGACUAGUAGCAGCAGUACUUUCGACAUUCAACUUCCCCAUCAGAUCCAGGACUCCUCGCUCACUAAGGACAACCGCGUUCUCGAAAUUAAGGACAGGCCCCGCAAGGACCUGCUGCUCUUUAAACGCGCCAAGAACGGAAAGGGUACGAUCCUGGAGUUCAAAUCACGCCGAAGAAGACACAAGUACUCCAGCACCGAGAGUAUGACAACAAGUAGCAGCGGCGGCAGCAUGGAGAGCAUCAAGAGUAGUACUAGCGAAGGAAAUCGGAGUACUACGAGCACCGAAAGUCGCAACUCUUCGUCCUUGAGCUCACACGACUCCGACUCUGGAGCCGCCAACAACUUCCUAGUGGCCCAAAGCACUGUGUUCCAUGGGCAGAAUAAGCUACACAUACUCAGUCCUAUAUCAGACAAGUCUUCACAGGAGCCAGUAUCCGAGAUGUCGGAUAACAAUCGCAAUAACAACUCGCAAAAGUGCUCACCCGAAGAAGUGGUCAUGAUCGAAACGUCGAAGCCGCGCAGAAGGCUUCCACAGAACAAGAAUUUACUAAACUUGGGCUUCCAUAGCGGCGACCCGGAGAUUCAAGGCUCGGACAGCGGGAUCUCAAUCCAAUCACGCGAAGGCCAUAAGUCUAGAUUCGCCAUCGGUGAGAUCUCCGUGCCAACGCAGACAGAUUUCUCUGAUCUGCCCUUCGACAUGCCGAAAUUACGUCGACGACGGAUCAUGGCCCAAGAGGCUUGUACUUCAGGCAGCGCCACGUCAAUCGAUUUUGGCGAUCUGCCAUUUGAUAUGCCAAAGUUAAGGAGGCGGCUUCGAAUCCAACAGUCUACCAAAGAAACGAGUGUUUCCCAAGCGUCUUCCAGCCAGAGUGUCGUUGACCCAGACGUUCAAACGCUCAGUUUCCGACCGAAAUUGACGCUGAAUUUAACGGAUAUGGGAACCCAGAAGAAGAAGCCCGGUCUCGGUCUGUCGCUGAUCGGAAUGGGCUUAAACUUAAAUAUCAAAAGUCCUACAAAACAUGAACUAAUCGACAUAAAUUUACCACUGGAAAAGCAAGGAUGGUUCCAUGGAGCUAUAACACGAGUAGAAGCAGAGAAUGUGUUACGUUUACUGCGAGAGGGAAGUUUUCUGGUGAGGAACAGUGAGUCUACCAAGCAGGAUUACUCGUUGUCAUUGAAAAGCGCCAGGGGUUUUAUGCAUAUGAGGAUACAAAGGGACGACACGGACGGAAGCAACGCCUUCAUCCUUGGCCAAUUUAGCAAGCCGUUCGGCUCAAUACCAGAGAUGAUCAGACACUUCUCCUUGAACGGAUUGCCCAUACGUGGCGCCGAACAUAUGUGUCUCAUACAACCAGUUAUUGCACAAUUGUUGUGAUAAAUUCAGUUUCUUUCAGUUCGGUUUUACCCGUUUUCGUUUGCGGUUUUUAUUAUUGAAAGGAACAUUCGAGAGUAUAGAAGAGAUAAAAUAUAAUACAGAUCUAGAUAUCGACAUUCCAGAAAUACUAAGGUAAUACGAUAUGCAAAAGAUAUAACAAAUAUUUUGAUAUCUAAUAAUUGUGAAAUUAGAAAUUAGAAUAUUUUUGGUAAUUUUCGGUAUCCGUGCAUACAUAUAUCUACUAUAUCUAUACGAGGAAGGGACAGAACAAAGAUUUGCAAUAAUGAUGAGUGAAAAUUCUUACGAAUCUAAUAAUACCGAUGGCUUCCAUUUUCUUUGUUGAAUUGUUAUUUGUUCCCAUGCAUGAUCGUAUAAAAUACGGAUUUUAAGCAAAAAUACAUUUCGUUUCUUGAUAUCAAAAACCUCUUGCAGACAAAAAAAAUAUGAAAUGUAAGCAGUAGAAGAAACAGAAAAAAAUAUAUAUAAGAUGUAAUGGAAAAUAUGAAUAUUUUAAGAUUAGUUUUACAGCCCAGCUGGAAACAAAUUUGCCAAAGAAAUAUGACUGUGAAUAUAUUUAUCUACAUUCCUAUGUUACGAGAUUAUUGUUUUGUCGUUUAGGUUUUCUUUUCCAACAUUAUUAUUAGGGUACCACUAAAUUAUCGUAUUCAUAAUUGAAUUUGAAUAAAAAAAAUGAAACAAAAACAAAAUAGAAACAAAGUGGUGGAUAUAGAGAGAAGGAUGAGAAGUAAUUAUAGUUAUUAUAAUGAAAUAGAUCUUAGAUCAAUGUUUUAGGUUAGUUGUAAAGAAUAAAGAUGGAUAAUAAGGACAUAUGUAUAUUCGAUUUUAUGGUUGUCUUAUUCGAGGCUCAAUUUAAAUUACUCAAAAUUUGUUGAUGAGAUUAUAUU